This is a messenger RNA of Exophiala viscosa, 1075 nucleotides long. Its product is annotated as YEATS domain-containing protein 4. The record is from RefSeq and is a predicted model, not a curated record. The coding region runs from base 297 to 1034 and encodes 245 amino acids. The transcript has a single exon. Gene Ontology annotation, biological process: regulation of DNA-templated transcription. Lineage: Eukaryota; Fungi; Ascomycota; Eurotiomycetes; Chaetothyriales; Herpotrichiellaceae.
CAAAGAGAGGCGAAGAAUUUCCAACUCCGACUGUUGUUGGUCGCACCGGAUAAAAUUCGGUAGACUGCGAUUUGUACGCCGACAACAACUUUCAGACUGCAAAUAUCGACGUGAACAUUUCAAAAACAAGGCGGCAACACAUCGACAGCCGCUUUUCAUCCAGUGCACCUUACAGCACGGUAUCUGCCUUGGUUCCCGCAUAGAUGGUCUCAUAGGAGCCUCGCCGGCGUUGCAGUCCCGCACCACGUACACAUCUCGACUGCAUCUCAAGUCUGGGCUGAACACCUUCACUCACAAUGCCUGCUCCCGCAGGAACUAAGCGCGUCCGUGGCGUACAGAUCUACCGCCCUUUCACUUACGGUACCGAAGCCAUCCCUUUCGACCCUGAGAAUCGCCCGAAAGAUGCACCGCCCGAUCACACACAUAGGUGGAAAGUCUUCGUUCGCGGGGUUAACAAUGAAGAUAUCUCAUACUGGCUGAGAAAGGUCCAAUUCAAACUACACGACACGUACGCAAACAGCGUGCGAAUGAUCGAAAGCCCGCCUUUUGAGGUCGAGGAGACAGGCUGGGGUGAGUUCGAAAUUGCGAUCAAGUUCUACUUCGCGCCCGAAAGUACCGAGAAGCCCCAGCAAAUCUGGCACGGCCUCAAGUUACACCCAUACUACGGAGAUGUCGAGCAGCAGAAGCGGGAUAGGUCCAUGGUCACUAGUGUCUGUUACGAAGAAGUCCUCUUCAACGAGCCGGUUGAAGCGUUCUAUGACCUUUUGACUGGGGGUGCACAAGUGACCAAGUCCAAAGGAGGCAAAGGCGCCAAAGGUCAGAUCAAAGCGCCACCAACUGCCGAGAUCCCUCUGAAGAGCAGCGGAGCAAACAAAUUCAGCAAAGAAGAAGAAAACAAAGAACUUGAUCGGCUAGGUGAAGCGGUGAAACAAGUGCAGAAACUGAUUGCAGAAGAGAAGACCAAACUGGUCAGCGAGGAGGCAAAGCUGCAGGAGUUGGAAAAGACCGAGGGAAAGCCAAUCAAGAAGAAGUGAGCACGGAUUGUGAAAUCCUGCUUCGAGGGUCAUAUAUCGAU